AGUGUUUCAACGUGAACACACCACCAUCAUAAUAAUUCUUGCUAUAGAAAAGUCUUCGUCCAAAUACAGCAAUGUGCGUCCGAUAUUCUUGACGAUUUUUCGUUUUUGAAAUUUGUUUUCGUGUACGACUUUUUUUGUUUUGUGUUUUUGUAUUUAUUUUAUUGUUAUUAAUUUAAUUUUAAGUGCUUAAGUGGUUUGAAGUUUUCAAAGAGGAAAGACAAAAUUACAAGAAAGAUAUUGUCUUUUGUCCCAAAGUUGUAUAAUUCUUUGUUUUUUUUUUUGGAAAAUUAUUGUCUUGUUUUCUUUCGUACCUGCAGUUUUGUGAUUUUAAAAUUGAAAACAUAAAUAUUAAAGAAAAUGAUGGUGCAAAAUAAUUAUUGUGUUGUGCAAAUUGUAGUUUUGACAUUUGUCUUCUACUCAACCACAAACGGAUUCAAUUUCUCACCAAAACCCAGCUUCAGCCUGAGGGAGCCAAGCUUGAAGGCCUUCAUGCCAAAGUUACAAAGUUCAUAUUUUGGAUUUACAAUAAACUUGAGAACCUCAAGUGUUAUUGUUGGUGCUCCACGUGCUCAAUCGACACUCGAAUCACAGCGACGAAUUAACGAAACUGGCGCCAUUUAUAAAUGUACCAUUGCAACUGGUACAUGUGCGCCAUUUAUUUUCGACGAUACAGGCAAUAUAAAUGACGAAAAUAGUGCCUACACUUAUGACUCCGAGAAAAAAGACCACCAAUGGUUGGGUGCUUCUAUGGACGGUGGCCCCAGAGACACAGACAAGCUGGUAGUUUGUGCUCCAAGACUUAUAGCUAAUUUGGCAAGUGAUUAUCUUAUGCAUGGUAUUUGCUAUUGGACACCAGACACACUCAGUGACAAUCCACUGAGGGUCAAAGAAAUUUCACCUCUUCGAUUGCAAUCUAACCAGGUUAAGGAAAAAUAUGGAACGAGAUAUUUCUAUCAUAUGUUCGGUGAGCAAGGUUUGAGUGUUCAUGUGACGAGUAAUAAUGAAGAGAUUAUUAUUGGAGCUCCCGGCAUCCACACUUGGAGGGGUUCUGUCAUUCGUUAUCAUCCCAAAUCCGAAGACGAUAAUAUCGGAAUGAGUCGAAGGGACCUAGAAAAACAUCGAAUUCCCCGUCAAACUCAAGAAAUCAAAUAUACCACAGAGGUGCCCAAUCCUGAUCUUUGGAAACAGGACAGCGAUUCAUAUUUCGGCUACUCUGUUGGUUCGGGAUAUUUUGACAGUACUUUACCGAAUAAAAUUUAUUAUGUUGCCUCAGCUCCUCAAGCCAAUCAUCAGUCUGGAGAGGUGUACAUUUUUGACAUAAUCAAGACUCCAAGUGGAGAAUACUUUUCGAUCAAAAAGUUCUACACAUUCCGUGGCUCACAAUUCGGAGAGUAUUUUGGCUAUGCUGUAUUGGCUGAAGAUUUAAAUGGCGAUGGAUUGACUGAUCUCAUAGUUACUGCCCCACAAUACAGUUCAGAUGACAUUGUUGAACAAGGAGCAAUUUAUGUCUUCAUCAACAAGGGAAGGUUUGUUUUCGAACUUCAGAAAGUUAUCAAAUCUCCAGUCGAAGGAAUUGGCCGGUUUGGUUCGUCAAUUUCAAAACUCGGUGAUAUCAAUCGUGAUGGAUUCAAUGACAUUGCUGUUGGAGCUCCAUUUGCUGGGAAUGGAACUGUCUUCAUCUAUCUAGGCAGCGCCAAGGGUCUUCGUGAGAUCAGCAGUCAACAAUUGAGUCCAGGUCCAAUCACCACAACUUGGUCCUCAAAGCCAAUGUUUGGACAUGGUCUAUCCAAGGGUUCCGAUAUCGAUAAUAAUGGCUUCAAUGACUUAGCUAUUGGUGCUCCAAAUGCUGAAUCGGUGUUUGUCUAUCGUUCGUAUCCGGUUGUCAAAAUUCAUGCAACCAUUAAUUCACUGAGUCGUGAAAUCAAACCUGAUCAGACAAAAUUCCAAAUUAAAAUAUGCUACCGACUUUCAACAACAUCACAAAAAAUCCAAAGUCAAGAUAUUGCCAUACGAGUUAGUGUCGAUCCUCAAGUUAAACGGGUAACGCUAUUACAAACUAAUUCAGCUGAAUUGGCUUUUAAUGCAGCAGUUGGAACAGAAAAUCAAUGCCGUUUGCUUGAUGCAAAUGUUAGAUUUAAUACAGCUGAUAUAUUUAAGCCGAUUGAAUUAGAAAUGCAUUAUGAUCUCAUUAAUGGAGUUCCAGAUUCCGAAGAAUUUUGUGAUAGAUGCGCUGCAGUUGAUCCAGCUGAGCCAAAAGUAAAUAUUGAGAAAAUCAUAUUUAGCACAGGAUGUAAGACUGAUAUUUGCACAGCUGAUUUAAAAGUCACAAGCUCUGGAUUAAGUCCAACAUAUAUUCUUGGAAGUAGUAGAACAAUUUCGGUAACUUAUGAAGUAACAAACUCAGGCGAAACAGCUUAUCUACCUCAAAUCAAUAUCACAUCAUCAAAUAAAAUGCCAUUUAAUAAAAAACCAGCAUCCUGUGAUCAACAUGGCGAUGUUCUUUUGUGUGAUCUUAAUCGUGGACAACCAAUAUUUAAAAACGACAAACAAAGUAUAACGAUUGUUUAUGAUGUCAGUCACAUUGAAGGAUCAUCAAUUACACUAACUGCAGCAGUCUUCAGUACAGGACAAGAACAAAACCCAUCCGAUAAUAUUGUUAGAGAUUUUAUUGCUUUGAGAGAAUUUACAGAAAUAGAAGCAAUUGGCAAACCAUUGACAGCACAUAUUAAUUUGGAGAAAGUAUUUAAUUCAGCUGAAAUAAUCAAUAGUUACGAAAUAAAAAGCAGCGGUCCAAGUACAAUUCAAGAACUUGAAAUCGCUUUCGAAAUACCAAUUGCUCACAAGUUUUAUGGAUCAGCUCUUCCAGUUCCUGUCAUUGACGUCAGUAAUAUCACCGUCCAGGGUGUUUACAACAGUCAGCUGCUUUAUGUUGAACUUUAUCAGGAUAAAACACUGUUGUUAGUAAAUCCAACUGAAAUAUCAAUGUCAUCAACACGAACAAUUAUCACAGAAAACGGAAAUCAAAUAAUUUAUCAGUCUUCUAAAACAAAUUCAGUUCAACUUGGCAAAGAUACUGACAAACUUUAUGCAGCAGGAGCUCAUAGACGGCGUCGUAAUAUUGAACAAGUGGCGCCCAACAAUGAGUACAUUAGAGCAGCCCAAAAGAAAUCACACGAACUUCUCACCGAAGAACUUAUGGGACUUCUACCAAUUAAUCGAACAAUUGUUUUCAGCUGUUUAGAUCCCGAAACAACCACAUGUGCAAGAGCUGUUAUGAAAGUUAAUAAUUUUGUUCCUGAUACUCCAAUUACCAUCACUCUCAAAUAUCAUGUCGAUUUGAAUGAGGUCAAUAAGAUUCUAAUAGAACCUUGGGAAUUCUUUGUGAUAAUCACAAAAUUGGAUAUUAUUAAAGUUGGUGAUUUGGAUGGAAAGUCUACACAAAUCACAAGAAAGAUGGAAUACAAUGUGAUAUCCAAACAUCAGCUGUACGGAACACCAUUGUGGGUGAUAAUCCUUGCAAUAUUGGGUGGUCUCCUAGUUCUAGCAGCAAUAGCCUAUGGCAUGCAUAAGGCUGGAUUCUUUAGAAGAAAAACAAAAGAAGAAAUGGACAAACUUGUUCAAGAACGUCAAGAAGCAGAAGAUACCGAAGACGAAGGUUAAGGAUAGAAAUCUUAGAGCUCAUUGUUAUUAUCUAUGGUCUCCAUUUUGCACACCUGCAUUUCUGCUGCUAGUUUGGCAGAAUUAUUCUAGGAUGCGCACAAAAUUGCACAAAUCACUUAAAAAAUACCAAAUGUUUAUACAUGUAAUGAUAAAAUGAUUACAAUAAUUAUAAUUUAAUGUAAUUUUCUUUUUAUAAUUAAGUUUUAUAAGUUAAAGCUGCCAUGUAAAUUAUUAAAUUAUUAUUAUUAUUUUACCUCUUUCAAUUUAUUUCCAGUCCAUUCGCAUAAGAAAAAAAAGAGAAAUUAAAAAAGGACUUUAUUUUAAUUUUAAUGUAUAAUUUACAUUGUACAAUAAAUUAUCAGUAAGUAGGCAAUAAAUAAAUAUUUUAAGAGUGAUAUCCUGUCUAGAUUUAUUAUAUUAUUAUUUUUAAAAAAAUAAGAAACAAUUUUUGUAAAAAUGAAAUCUAAUGUAACUAUUUUAAAAAGACAGAACUAAGUUCUAUCAAAUGUGUCUUGUAUAAAAAGUCAUAAUUGUAUAGUUAGGUAUUUUUUUAUUAUUUUUAUAUAAUAAAUUGUUAUUUUUAUAAAUUUAAUUCAUUUAA
Molecule: messenger RNA, 4261 nt
Organism: Eupeodes corollae
Lineage: Eukaryota; Metazoa; Arthropoda; Insecta; Diptera; Syrphidae
Product: integrin alpha-PS3
Exons: 12
Coding region: 358-3660 (1100 amino acids)
Biological process (GO): cell-matrix adhesion; cell adhesion mediated by integrin; integrin-mediated signaling pathway
Cellular component (GO): external side of plasma membrane; integrin complex
Molecular function (GO): integrin binding
Source: RefSeq, a predicted model, not a curated record